This is a messenger RNA of Hevea brasiliensis (rubber tree), 2470 nucleotides long. RefSeq lists its product as uncharacterized. The record is from RefSeq and is a predicted model, not a curated record. Gene Ontology annotation, cellular component: Golgi membrane; Ric1-Rgp1 guanyl-nucleotide exchange factor complex. Gene Ontology annotation, biological process: retrograde transport, endosome to Golgi. Bases 398 to 2029 code for a protein of 543 amino acids. NCBI's taxonomy places the organism in Eukaryota, Viridiplantae, Streptophyta, Magnoliopsida, Malpighiales, Euphorbiaceae. The transcript is spliced from 14 exons.
AAAAGCAUAGAGUUCGGGAGACUCACUCCGAGUCCCCAAUCUCAAUCCUCUGCUUAAAAAAAAUUUACGUUACUUAAAAUAAAACGAACCUGUUUUCACUCGACUAGCGUUGGCUGCUGUCGUUGAGCAGAUUCCCACAAAAAAAAAAAAAAAAAAAAAACCUCCUUCUCAGCCGAAAUCCACAUUGAAUUUCAUUUUCCAAAUCGGGUAAUGAAUAGAGCAGAUAGAAACCUUUCAACUCAAAAGCAAUCUAAUUUCAAUGAAAAUCAUCCUCUCAUCCAAUCCCUGGACAAGGAUAAUGUUGUGGUUAUUAUUUGAACUUGUUCAUGUGCUUUCCCACUAAUUAAUUUAGAACUUGAAGAAGAAUAGAAAUAAUUCAGCAACAAUAGUUGGCAGUAUGUUGACAUCUAGAUUGUCAUUUUUUGGUAUUGGGGGUUCGAACAAGGUUAAUAAUUUGUCGGAUGGUAUAAAAAGUGAACUUGCACCAACAAUCAAACUACAAACAAAUAAAGAUGUAUAUAGACCUGGUGAUUCCAUUUUUGUUACUAUUGAGAUAUCGAAUCCCAAUAAUGGCGCCUUAGAAAGCACUCUAUGUUCAUUAUUAAUUGAAAAGCUUGGGUUUGAGAUUAAAGGUAUCGAGAAGUUGGAUCCUCAGUGGUUUGCUACUCAGAAGCCAUUGCCUGGAUCUAGACAGCGGAUAGGCGAACAUGUUUUUAUGGACUGCUCGACAUCAUCAAUGGUUUCUAAUCAGAUUUUGUCCUCUGGUGCCACAAAAACAUAUGUUGUGCGAGCUGUGCUGCCUAGCAUUAUUCCACCAUCUUAUCGUGGUGCUACAAUUCGGUAUCUUUACUAUGUUAAGGGUGCAUUAUCUGGACGAUGGCUGAUAUUGCAAAAUGGCCACUCUCACACAGAGUCAUCAAAAGAUCUCAUUGAACUGGAAAUUAGUGUUCCAUUGCAAAUAUGGGCGACUCAGAAGAGCAACGGCCUGCUAAUGGAAGAAGGUCGGAGUGAUGGAACUGUUCCUGCCACAACCCUCCAACUGGAUGUCUACUGGAAAGCAAUGGAUGGAGAUACUGAAUGGGUUAGAGCAAAUGAUAUAGACAAUGGAGUUGACGAAGAUUAUGACAGUUCCAGAGAUGAAAUCUCAUCUGUUUCCUCCUACAAUCCUACCAGAGAAAGCUUACACAAGACCUUUGGAAGUUCUUUGUCCUUGCAAUCAUUUGCAGCGAGGUCUUCAAAUAAGGAUGCUUCACAUAUUGAUGCAGUACGUACAAGUUUAUCUACUCUGGCACCUCCUCGGCUAUCUGUGGCUGAGGUUUUAUAUGGUUCUGGUGCAGAUAUUUCAUCACCUGAUAAGUCAGCAUCCAUUGUCUCUUCAAACCAGCAGCAGAAGAUUGUGAAACCCCAAUCUGCAGAUGGUAUUAUAGGGGAAUCCUCUCUGCCUGGUGCAGGAACCAGUGAACCAGCAACAUCAGAAGGCUUUGUUCGAGGAAAGUCUUAUAACAUCAGGAUGGAUGAUCAAGUUCUACUGAGAUUUUCCCCAAAGAAUUCUGACUCCACUUAUUACUUCAGUGACAUGAUUGGUGGAACUCUUACUUUUUUUCAUGGACAAGGAUCAAGGAGAUGCCUUGAGGUCUCCAUAACACUGGAAACUUCAGAGACCAUAAAUAGGCGUUUUGUUCAUCCUUCUCGCAGGAAUUCCCCAACAAUCACAAAGGUUCAGAGUGAUCAUCAUGAGGUUGUUGCAGAUUUGGUGCAGACCAGCUUUCUUUUUUCUUUACCCAUGGAUGGGCCCAUGUCCUUUUCUACUCCACAUGUCUCUGUUCAAUGGGUUCUACGAUUCGAAUUUUUUACCACUCCUAAGAAUGUGGACUGGACAAGAUAUGAGCAUCCUCUUCUGGUAGAGGGUAGAGACAAGAGUGAGUGGGUUCUCCCUAUAACCGUGCAUGCACCUCCACCUGGUACUCUAGGAGCCCAUACCAAAGAUGAGAAGCAUUUCUCUUUGGAACCUGUGUGGUUUCGUACUUGAAGGUUUGGGAACUGUUCAGAAAGUAGACCAAGUGGAAUCGAAUGGAAUUUUAUAGCUUAUGACGAGGAGCCAAGAGGAGUUGGCUUUACUUCAGUGCCAUGCAAGGGUACCUCUUGCCUUUAAGCAAAAGUCAUGUAAAGAAGAAUGUGCAAAUGCAGAGCAAAAAAGGGGCCGUCUCCACAUAUGGGGUCUUAACGUUGCAACAUGUGAAGACCCAAAUUUCAUUUUGUCGCCUAAUAUUGAAUUAUUUUUUGGGAGUAAAUCAGCCAAGCACACAUGGAUUUUGAGCGCUUGAGCUAUGCAAUGUGACUGGUAAGAUAUGGAGCGGAAAUUGUAAUCAUUAAAUUGAUAAUGGCUGCUGAAUGAACAUUCAUAAUGUUUGUGCUAGAAUUAUUUCUAAAGAACCAUAGAUAACUUCUAUUGGAGUACAAGUUACAGUCA